Zingiber officinale is the source of this 1332-nucleotide messenger RNA. Its product is annotated as zinc finger MYM-type protein 1-like. The coding region runs from base 1 to 1332 and encodes 443 amino acids. The transcript is spliced from 3 exons. The record is from RefSeq and is a predicted model, not a curated record. NCBI's taxonomy places the organism in Eukaryota, Viridiplantae, Streptophyta, Magnoliopsida, Zingiberales, Zingiberaceae.
AUGAACCAACCACAACUUAUAUCAAGGAGAUUCGACAAUUUUAAUGAUGAGAAAAUCACAACUAAUCGUCUUUGGUUAAAGGCUCACAUACAUGUGGUGUUGUUGCUUGCACUUCAAGGAAUUCCAUUUAGAGGCCAUGAUGAGAAAUCUAGUUCAUCUAAUCGUGGUAAUUUUCUUGAAUUUUUGGAUGUGCUAAGCAUGUAUAAUGACGAACUUUCAAAGGCAAUUACAAAAGCUCAAAAAAAUGCCAAGUAUACAAGUCACGAUAUUCAGAAACAAAUACUUCAUGUGCUUUCAGUGAGAGUGAAAAAUGCAAUUCAUGAAGAAAUUGGAGUUGUCAAGUAUUGCAUAAUUGUUGAUGAAGCCCGAGAUGAGUCAAAAAGAGAGCAAGUGUCUAUAGUAUUGAGGUUCGUGGAUACUAAUGGAUUCAUUCAAAAAUGUUUUUUUGGAUUUAUUCAUGUAUAUGAUACUGUAGCUUUGACUUUAAAGGAUGCUUUAUAUUCUUCUUUGGCUUACUACAAUUUGGAUGUUCAAAAUAUUAGAGGUCAAGGCUAUGAUGGUGCUAGUAAUAUGAGGGGCGAGUUUAAUGGAUUGCAAGCUUUAAUUAUAAAAGAUUGUAGAAGUGCUUAUUAUGUUCAUUGCUUUGCUCAUCGAUUACAAAUGGCUUUAGUUGCAGCAUCAAAAAAUGUGACACCUAUUCAUCAAUUUUUUGAUAUGUUAACUUUUAUAGUUAAUAUUGUUGGUUCUUCGUGUAAGCUUAAUGAUGAAUUGAAGAAUGCUCAUGCAUAUGACAUUGCACAUUUGAUUGCUAUUAAUGAACUCGAGACAGGGCAUGGGCUUAAUCAGAUAGGCUUAAUUAAGAUGUUUAGUGCAUCGUGUAUGGUAUUGCUUAAGGUUAUGGAUGAUGGACUUCCUUCUCAACGAGCAGAUGCAACAUCUGUUUAUGAUGAAAUGACUUCUUUUGAUUUUGUAUUCAUCUUGCAUCUUAUGAAAGAGAUUAUGGGGAUCACAGAUAUCCUUUGUCAAACUUUACAAAUGGAGUCUUUCAGAGUUGCGGAUAUAUGUAAAUUAGUUGAAAAGUUUUAUGCCCAAGACUUUACAAGAGAUGAAAAAGAGCAACUAGAGAUGCAAUUGAAGCAUUACGAGUAUAAUAUAGUCAAAGGGCCCAACUACAACAAUCUUGCAAUUAUUUCAGAAUUAUGUCAAUGGUUGGUGAAGACUAAUAAGUCUGUUACAUUCAACCUCAUUUUUAGAGUGAUUGCACUUGUACUUACUCUUCCGGUUUCCACUGCUACUACAGAACGAUCAUUUUUGGAGCAAAAUGGAGGAUGA